Molecule: messenger RNA, 1302 nt
Organism: Miscanthus lutarioriparius
Lineage: Eukaryota; Viridiplantae; Streptophyta; Magnoliopsida; Poales; Poaceae
Source: the annotation of a GenBank genome assembly
AUGCGACCGCAUCUCCUCCGCCUCCUCCUCCUCGCCGCCGCCUGCCUCCCGCCGCCGGCCGCGUGCCGGCACAUCCACACGCCCCCGCCGCCGCCGCGGCAGCAGCAGCAGCAGCACGGCAGCGGCACCAACGUGGCCACCGUGGCGCUCGCCGCCGCCGCGUCGCUCCUCGCGCUGCUCCUGCUCUACCUCUGCGCCGCCAUCGCGGUGCGCCGGUUCCGCUCCCGCGGCGCGGUGGCGCGGGAGCCGCCGGCGGCGUCCCGCGCCGCGGCGUUCCUCCGCCGGCACGGGCUCCACCACCAUCGCCCGUCCUUCACCUACGAGCAGCUGCGCGCCGCCACCGCGGGCUUCGACGCGGCGCGCAAGCUCGGCGACGGCGGCUUCGGGACGGUGUUCCUCGCGUACCUCCCGCCCGCCGGCCGCCCCGCCGCCGUCAAGCGCCUCCACGUCCCGCCGUCCCCGUCACCGUCGUUCCCCUCCACCUCCGCCACCAUCACCAAGUCCUUCUGCAACGAGGUGCUCAUCCUCUCCGCGCUCCGCCACCCGCACCUCGUCCGCCUCCACGGCUUCUGCGCCGACCCGCGCGCGCUCCUCCUCGUCUACGACUUCGUCCCAAACGGCACGCUCUCGCACCACCUCCACCGCCGCGUCGGCGGCCCUGGUGGCGCCGCGCCGCCGCCCCCGCCGCUCCCCUGGCGGACCCGCCUCGCGAUGGCCGCCCAGAUCGCGUCGGCGCUCGAGUACCUCCACUUCGGCGUCAAGCCCGCCGUCGUGCACCGCGACGUCACCUCGUCCAACAUCUUCGUGGAGGCCGACAUGCGGGCACGCCUCGGCGACUUCGGCCUCUCCCGCCUCCUCGCGCCGCCGGACGCCUGCGCCACGGGGGGCGCCCGCGAGCUCGUGUGCUGCACCGGGCCGCAGGGGACGCCGGGCUACCUGGACCCGGACUACCACCGCUCGUUCCAGCUCACGGAGAAGAGCGACGUGUACAGCUUCGGCGUCGUGGUGCUGGAGCUCGUCACGGGGCUGAGGCCCGUGGACGUGGGCAGGGAGCGGCGGGACGUGACGCUGGCGGACUGGGUGGUGUCCAAGAUCCAGGUCGGCGAGCUCAGGGAGGUCGUCGACCCGCCGGUGCUGGGCGAGGGCCCCGCCGUGAUGGCGAGUGUCGAGGCAGUGGCGGAGCUGGCGUUCCGGUGCGUGGCGCCGGACAAGGACGACCGGCCUGACGCCCGGGAGGUGCUGGCCGAGCUCAAGAGGAUCCAAACGAUGCUCCCCGAGCUUCCCGGCCGCAAGGUUUCUUGA